AUGGGGAAGUGCCGUCGGCCCCGCACAGCCUUCACCAGCCAGCAGCUCCUGGAGCUGGAGAACCAGUUCAAGCUCAACAAGUACCUGUCCAGACCCAAGCGCUUUGAGGUGGCCACGUCACUGAUGCUCACCGAGACGCAGGUGAAGAUCUGGUUCCAGAACCGCCGCAUGAAGUGGAAGCGGAGCCGCAAAGCCAAGGAGCAGGGGGCUCAGGCAGAGGCUGAGAAGCAACGAGGGCUCAGCCAAGCCUGUGAGAAGCUGCUGCCCGGUGAGCCCCGGGGACAAGCUGCCAAAAGCCCCGAGUUCAUGGAGUGCAGCCCCGGCUCGGGCUUCCUGCACCGCAGCACCGCUGAGCUGGGCUAUGGCCCGGACUCCUCCUGCUCAGGGGGCGAGGAGGAAGAAGAAGAGGAGGAGGAUGAGAUGGGUACCACGGAGAGGAAGAUUGGCUCUGUGUUGUGA
This is a messenger RNA of Pygoscelis adeliae (Adelie penguin), 459 nucleotides long. Its product is annotated as motor neuron and pancreas homeobox protein 1-like. The record is from RefSeq and is a predicted model, not a curated record. Gene Ontology annotation, molecular function: sequence-specific double-stranded DNA binding; DNA-binding transcription factor activity, RNA polymerase II-specific. Gene Ontology annotation, biological process: neuron projection morphogenesis; spinal cord motor neuron cell fate specification; regulation of DNA-templated transcription. The coding region runs from base 1 to 459 and encodes 152 amino acids. The transcript has 2 exons. Gene Ontology annotation, cellular component: nucleus. Lineage: Eukaryota; Metazoa; Chordata; Aves; Sphenisciformes; Spheniscidae.